AUGUUCAGCCCAGGCAACCUGGGGAAAUUGCCAUGGCAACCAACUGCCACAGGUGGUUGGCAGUUAGGUAGCAUUAAGGCCCAGGGAACCUACUGGGUUGCAGGCCUUUCUAAAGAGCCAAGGAAGUCAAAUGGACUGUUCUCUCUCUCUCUCUCUCUCUCUCUCUCUCUCUCUCUCACACACACACACACACACACACACACACACACACACACACACUUCGGCUCUAUCUCCCUGACCAAACAGGAGAAUUCCUGCCACAUAUUUUCUUUUUCCUCAUUGUCCAGUGUAGCCUUCCAAAUUGUGUAUGGGACAAGGCUUUGUAGCGGGGUUUCAACACUUGAUCGGUGAGAUUAAAUAACUGCAAAACCAUGUAUGAAAAGGCGACCCCAUUUGAUCCAGCUUUUUUUUUUUUUUUUAAGUGUAGAUGCACUUUGUAAAAAAAAUUCUGCACUUGAAGUAUGCUACUGAUGGUGCUUUUUGACAAGGAAAUACUGCUGUAGUCAUUAGGUAUACUUUUUAUAGUUGCACCUGUGAUUAAUAGAUAAUGUUAUUUCACUUGCAUAUGGUACUUGCAGGAGUUGUGAAUAACUGGACACGCCUAUUAUGUUAUUGCUUAUUAUUAUGAAUUGAAUUCACACAACUGUUUCUCUUGCUGAUGUUGAUCUUCAUGUGCAUUGUGUUGUUUAUUAUGUUACUAUGUUGUAAGCUGCCCUGUGUCCUUUUGACAAAUGGUGGUAUAUGCAAUUUUUAAAGAAAUAAAAUUAAUAAAAAUCAAUACAAAAAAAAUCUUUUGAUAGCCAGCGCUGUCUUAGAAGAGGUUUAUAACGUCGCUCUACCUGCUAGUAACUCACCACUUCUUCCUGGCAUUGACAAGCUGAUUUCUUUCUUGUACCUUUUCUCUGUAUUUCCUUUUCCUUGUUGCUCUUAUUCUUUUCUGUUCUCAGUCUGAGAGGAGGAGAUAUGAGUUGAGUUCAUUUUUGGAAAAUAAAAUAAUACCCUACCCUUUAGUCAAAAGGCUCUUACAGCGGCUUACAAACCUAAGUUCUAGGACAGUCACAUCUUGUAAUCUAAAAAACACACAACACACAAGGAAAAUGGAAUGGGAGGGAGGAGGAAAAAGCAAGCUCAAGCACAAGUUCUUCAAGUUACAGUUAAAGUUACAACCAAUGUAAGUGGUGGUUCUGGCUAUCUUGCCCCAGAUAAAGAGCAGUCCCUCCUCUGAAGCACUCUUCCUUCCAGAUGGGAUGCAGGAACACAGCUGGUAACAACACCCAGGCCAGGAGAACAGAGCAGCUCCUGCCCGACAACUCUUCUGUCAAACCUAUGAUAUGAGUUGUUUUGGGAUACAUUAUUCAUCUGAAAAGCAUAAUAAUAAUAAAACUAUUGGAACUAUUGUUUUUAUUUAGAUAGACGUGUGAUCAAUUAACAAAUUGUGUCUCCGGGGCCACUUCUCCUGUUAAUCAGAACCCAUCUGUUCUGCUUUGACCGUUUUCCUAUUUUAUCAUGACUCACUCCUUUUACGUCACAUAUUUCAAAAAGUCAGCUCUAAAUGCUGUCUAAAAACCUUUGAUGUAGCUAGGUGCCAGAACUGGAAAGGCCCCACUGCUUAGAGAUACGUACUGGACUUCAAUUCGGGAAAAUAUGAAAUGCAGCCUCAGAUUUCUGAAUGAAGUGCUCAGGGACCACCAGAGGGGGAAAUAAAGCACUGGGCAGAAGCUUAUUAAGAUAACAAAUUGUGCUUCAGCCUGUUUGAUUUUAUUAUAAUUUUGUUGUUGACAAUCUUUGAAUUGUAUUUUGAUUUAUUAUACUGUGAUACUGAUGUUUGGGUUCUUUGAAAGACAGAAAAGAAGGAUAUCAUCAUCAUCCUUUCAGCUGUUAAAGGCCUUCUCCUCCAUCUUCAUCUUUUCCUGCUCCCUCUGUGUCUUUGGUAAGUGCCCUGACAGCAAAGGUCCCUUGUCAGAAACAAGCCAAUUGAAGAGGGAACAGAGCCACCUUCAGAAAGCAGACUUGUGCAUCUCAAAGCCUGCUGUUUUUCCUUUCUUGGCCUCCUGCAAUUGUAAAAACCCUGUAAAUUAGGAGAGUUUGUGCCUGUUGGCCAAGGGUAGCCUCCUGGCUUGUUUUCCUUUGUAAACAAACAAACUGGCUUGACCUUUUGCAUACCCUGAAAAGUUUUCAAAGAUUAAUUAGCUCCACACUAGAUAUUUAGAUAUUUUAAAUGGGCAUAAAUUUGCAUGCAUUAACAAAUGAGCAACAACUGUAUGAAUGAAUAAAAUGACUGAAUGAAUUUUCAGUGUCAGACAAAAUGUGUUAUGCAGCACUGUAUUCAAAGGAUUCAAUUCAGCUGAAUGGGCUGGAUAGAGUCUACUGGCGGGCAGUCUGAAAUUCUGAUGUAGCCUGUAUAGUUGUAAUGAGGAAGCAUGAACUUUGCCUCUUCACUAAAAUAAUGAGUAUAUUUUUGGUGGUGGAGGGUGGGGCACAAUUGCAUGUGUACUUAAGAGCCAUGACAUUGCUAGAUAGGGCAGAGCCAAGGUUGGUUGGCAGAGAUUAUACCAGUAGUUGCAUCAUAUCGGCACCAACAGAAUCACUAUAAAUGAUAUCAUUCAAAAACAAGCAAGGUAAAAGGAACUUUAACCAAAGUUUGGAAAUUUCAGCUUCUGUUGAGAGGUUAGCAAGAGAGUACAGUGGUACCUCGGGUUACAGACGUUUCAGGUUACAGACUCCGCUAACCCAGAAAUAGUACCUUGGGUUAAGAACUUUGCUUCAGGAUGAGAACAGAAAUCGUGCUCUGGUGGCGAGGCAGCAGCGGGAGGCCCCCUUAGCGAAAGUGGAACCUCAGGUUAAGAACAGUUUCAGGUUAAGAACGGACCUCCUGCUAGCGUCUUGACCUCUUUACAAUUCUUCUUUAAAUAUUCAAUAAAUUUACUCCAGUUAUUUUGGUAUCUUUGAUCUCCCUGGUCCUGGAUCCUCCCUGACAGUUUGGCAAGUUCUGCAUAUUCUGUCAACUUCGCCUGCCACUCCUGUAUAGUUGGUAUAUCUUGUACUUUCCAUCUUUGGGCCAGAAGGGUCCUCGCGGCAGCUGUAGCAUACAUGAACAAAUUUUGAUCUUUUAUUUUAAUUUCUCUUCCUAUUAAGCUUAAUAGACACGCUUCCGGUCUUUUGGGGAAAGUAUAUCUAAAUACUUUUUUGAGUUCAUUAUAAAUUGAUUCCCAAAUUUUUUUUACCUUAUCGCAGGUCCACCACAUAUGGAAAUAGUCCCCAUCUGCCUUUUUGCAUUUCCAACACUUUCUUUCUUUUUUCCUAUACAUUUUAGCUAAUUUUACUGGCGUCAAAUGCCAUCUAUACACCAUUUUUAGCAAGUUUUCCUUUAAAGCCAUGCAUCCUGUGAAUCUCAAACCCUCCUUCCAUAAUCUUUUCCACACAUCCAAUUCAAUGUUAUGCCCAAUAUCAACUGCCCAUUUUAUCAUUGAUUCCUUUACUUCUUCGUCUUUUGUAUACCAUUCUAGCAAUAAACUAUACAUUCUUGAUAAAAUUUUAUCUUUACAGUCUAUUAACUCGAUUUGGAAUUUCGAUUUUUUAUCUUCGAACCCAUUUCUCUUUUUGUCUUCCUUUAAUAAGUCACUGAUCUGAUGGUAUUGCAGCCACCCUGUUAACAUCUUUUCAGUUUGGUCAUACGGUUUGAGCUUUAUCCCUUGGACUGUUUUCCUAGUAAUAUCCUCAUAUGUUACUCUUUCCCCUUCCAUGUUUACUUUUUUUGUUGUCAGCACCUCAAUUGGUGAUAUCCACCACGGUGUCUUUCUUUCCAGGAGGUUUUUAUUCCGAUCCCAUACUUCAUAUAAAGAUUUCCUAAUCACAUGGUUUAGAAAACCUUUAUGUACCUUUACUUUGUUGUACCAUAGGUACGAAUGCCAACCAUAUCUAUUGACGUGGCCCUCUAGAUCUAAUAGGUCAGUGUUUUCUAAAGUCAGCCAGUCUUUUAACCAUACCAAGCACGAAGCUUCAUAAUAUAAAGUCAGUUAUCCUAGUGCUCUGCAAGAUGUUGUCAGAUCUCUGGAAGGCAGGAAGCAAGCAGACUAGGGAGCAAGGAAUUGGGUCAAAUAUUAUUCCAAGCUUUUAUUUAUUUAUUUAUUUAUUUAUUUAUCUAUUAAGAUAAUUUGCAGAAGCCACAGGGCAGUUUCUAACAGGCACAUUGUUUUUUUUAAAACCUCACAAAAUAACCCAAUCCUUAAAAACACAUAAACAAAUCACUAAACAUAGUUAUUAAUGGCAGUGGUGGCAGCAAUAUGGUCUCUUCUCCCCCUACACCUGCUGGAAAAGAUUACCAUAAUCUUAACUAGCUGACUAAAGCUAUAAAGAGACAAGGCCAAAUGCAUCAUAAUUCCACAUAUUCCAUUUAUAUUAUGUCCUUCUUUCAAGGAGCUCAGGGCAACACACAUAGUUCUUCCUUUACCCCUCAUUUUAUCCUCUAACAGCUCUGGCUCAGCCCAGCCCAGUAAACUUUGUUGAUGAAUUAGAUCAGGGGUCAGCAACCUUUUUCAGCCGUGGGCUGGUCCACCGUCCCUCAGACCAUUUUGAAAAACACACACACAAAAACGAAUUCCUUUGCCCCACAAAUAACCCAGAGAUGCAUUUUAAAUAAAAGGACACAUUCUACUCAUGUAAAAAAAAUGCUGAUUCCCUGGCUGUCCGUGGGCCAGAUUGAGAAGGCGAUUGGGCCGCAUCUGGCCCCCAGGCCUUAGGUUGUCUACCCCUGAAUUAAACUGAACCCAAGUCACACUUGGCCAAUGUUUUAACCCAUGCAUUAUUGCCCUUCAGGUUUUAUGGGAGUUCCAUUAGCUCCAGCCAGCAUGGCCAAUGGUUAGGGAUUGUAAUCCAACAGCCUAGUCUAGAGGGAUGCAAGUUGGCAUUUCCGUUCUAACCAAUAUACCAUACUGGCUUUUUAAACUUUCCCUUAUAUCUCUUUUACUUCUGGAGUUAGAAACUUACUUUUUAUGUUUAAUGGAAGAUGGAACAUUCAGGAAUGUUCCCUCCUCCUUCCCCGAGGCUACAGCCUUGUUCAAAUGAUCAGUUAUAAUUCAUAGUAAAAACGCUUUCUCACUUGGAAGCUACUGCCAGAUGACAAGGAUGAGGAUCAUCUGAAACCCCUCCCAACUGAAGUGUGUGUAAAUAUAAUGCAGGAUUUAUGGGUCUACACUGGCACUUCCCAACCCACGGCUUUGAUCUAUCUCUGCCUAUAAUUCAUUCGCACCAGUUUCUACAUUUAUAAAAAAAAAGUUCUUGGCAAUAAUAUUCCAUCUGUCGGUUUCAUAAAGGUACAGUAGUAGCCAUGAUUAAAUGCAGUCCUGUAGCUGCUGUCUCAUCAGAGCCACACUCAGCGGAACUUACUAUUUCCGUGCUCUGCACUGUGAUGUUGGUAGCCUAAAAUCAAAUUAAUUUCUUUUCCUCCCCUGCUCACAUUUCAAGGCAAACUCAUGUCUGAGGUAGCCUUCACUAUCAUCCCUAGAUCUUUACCAGCAGUACUGCAUCUCCAUGUUUAUUAUUAGCAUUAUCACAGAUUGAAAACGUGGUUUUAGAUUAUUAUUUUCAUGUUAUCCCCCCACUCCCCCUAACCAGAAUCUAAUUUCCCCCCAUCUCUUCAUAUUCUCAGUCUCUUUGAAGUAUAUUAACAUUUCCCUCCUCUAGUAUCAGUGAUGCCUGGAAUUUUUUUCCAUUUGGUAUUGUCUGUUUCAUUAACAGUAAUUAUUUACUUCCUCCUUGGCUGAAUAAACAGGAAUAAGCAAGAAGAGAGGUCUCACGUGCAACACUGCCCAGUGUGGUACCCUGGGCAAAGAAAAUGGGGCAGAUACAUCUGCUGUCAGCUUAGAGAUGAUUAACACAUUUUUGAAGAGGUUCCCCCUUUGAACAGAGAAACUGAACUGUGUGGAAUUUGUCUCUUUUCCAAAACUAUGAUUUUGUGAUUCUCUCUUACAAUCACUAUAAAACAAUUCAUUGAUAUCAUAUAUAGGCUGCCUUUUUGGGCAUAGCCCAGCCAAAAAGGUAUAUAAUGUAUCUACACACACACACACACACACACACACACACACGAAAAAAAAAAUGGCAGCAGCAUUCACAAUAAUUUAAAACAGAAGUCAGUUAAAACAAUUUAAAAAAAAAAAAAAAGCAGACACGAAUAUAAAUCACAGCACAGCUAACUUCCUAACAGAAUAGCUCAGUUAGGGGGGCGGGGUGGGGCAGAACCUCAAUUAGUUAAGUAUUUUUAAUGAUUUACUUGAUCUAGGAGGGGUGGGGCAGCCAUGGCCCAUGGCCCAGUUUAGGAGAAAAUGAGUCUGAAAAAGGUGGGUUUUCAGGCCCAUUAAAAAACCCUUUGGAUGUUAUGGACUACAAUUUCCAUCAACCCCGGCCUGCUCAACUAUGUGGGCAGGAGCUGUUGAUAGUUGUAGCCCAAAACACCUGAAGGGCACCUCUGUGAGGAGUGAGUUCCACAAUCUGGGAUUUCCACAUAAAAGGCCCUGUCUCCUGGGCCCACCAGCUGUAUUUACCUAAUCACUGGGCAUGCAUGUGGGCUUUUGAGGCAGACCUUAAUACCCAACUCAGGCUCCUAUGCAUGUAGGCAGUCCUUCAAACAGCACUUUAAAUGCCCUGUGCUCUCUUAAGAUGGCUCAUAGUGGAUGUGGAAAUGAGAGGUACAUAUUGUGUCCCUUUCCAAACACUGCAGCACCCUUACUUGCUGUUGCUGUACACCUCCGUGGCUGGAAGUCUUUUCAUCGUUCCCCUUGGCUCAAACAGAAGAACCUUCUUCCAGAAGAGAGCCUUGCGGCUUUGUGUUUCCCCAGUCCAUGAAAGUGAUAAGCGAUUUCACUCUAAAACGACCAAGCUCUCUAUUCCUUCUCUGUGUCUCCUGCCCACUUCUGCCUGGCUACUGUCCCUAUCCAGAAUACCUGGGUUGGCCACCUCCACCCUUCUCCUUGGCUCCUCGGGUCCUUUUAACAGUGCUGCACUCCUUCUUGUAAGUGGAUAAUGUACCCGUUCCCCAACUUCACCCUUACUGAUAUUAGGAGGAUCUGACCUUGCUCCCAGGUCAGGCCCUUCUCCCUAUUCAUCCAUGGGAUGCUUUUUUCAGGCAGCAAUGGCUAGAAAAUGCCCCUCAGCUGCAAAAGUAGUUUAUCUGGAAGUAGGGAGUGUGGCGUUUGCCCGUUCGUUUGAAAAUGUCUGUACAGGGGAGAGAGAAAGGGUUAAAAUGUAGACCAAUAGGAAAGCUGGAGGCGGAGCCUACCUGUUUAUAAAAGGGCUUAGCCCGAGAUUUGAGUUAGUUGUUGGUGGUUAGUUGGUUGGUUUUAGUGGGUUGGUUGGUUGGGAAAGGCAGUUGGAAAAGCAGUUGGCAGGCAGUUGGAAACAGAGAGACAGUUAGGGUAGUGGGUUGUUGUGUGAGGGGAGGUAGAAGAGUUAGAGACAGGAUAAAAAUAAGACUAAGAAGGUAAAGAGUAACAACGUUUUGAAUGCAGUCAAAGUUUAUUUGUGUCUGCAGUAAACUACACUUUUCUUCGUUAACUUGAGAACCUGACUGAGACUAAGUGAUUUACCGGGGAAGACCUGGUUGGUGGCAGCGGAUUAGUGGUGUACAGGUCAAUAGUCCGUGAGACGACCGGGGGCUCUGUACGAACGCCACAGGGAGAAAUGGGUUCAUCAAAUCAUUGAGUUGGAAGGGACCCCAAGAGUCAUCUAGUCCAACUUCCUGCAAUGCAGGAAUCUCAGCCAAACCAUACAUGACAGAUGGCCCUCCAACCUUUGCUUAAAAACCUCCAAGGAAGGAGAGUCGACCACUUCCUGAGGGAGUCCAUUUCACUUUCAAACAGCUUGCACUGUCAGAAAGUUUUUCCUGAUGUUUAGUCGGAAUCUCCUUUCUUGUAAGCUCCCUUGAUCUGACAGAGUUUCGUCAUUCUGCAGCUCUUCAGGCCAUAAUGGCAAUGCCUUGCAUAAUACAAUAAUCCACAGUCAGUUAUAUAGUGGCAAGAAUAUGAGCAACUGUAAAAUAAGGAAUUUUGUGUAGAAAUCCAUAUAUCUAUAUCUAUCUAUGCAUCUGGAUGUUGUUAUCAAUAGAUAUUACAUACUGUAGUAAUAUUUUUCUGGGAUAUUCAUACAUUUGACAGGAAUAUGAACUUUGCAAACAUGCCCUGCUUCUAUCCAGUCAGCAGCAACAUCACUGGGGCUUGCACAGAAGUGGUGCUCACUGGACUGUCCUCACCCAAAGCAAGCUUUGCGUUCAGUAAAUUCAAAGCAUUUUCCUUGGCGGCUGGUUUCUUACUCUUACAUCCAUCCAAGCAGGUGACAAAAAAUCGGCAAUUUGACCUAGCUGUUCAGUGACAACCAUCGAGCACAGCCUGCUUUUUGAAUAAUAAACUCUGCUCAACAACACAUACAUAGUUUAACUAUUAUUCACAGGAAUUAACUGGAAAGUAAUUUUGAAUAAUGAAUAUAUGAGAGACAGUUUCCCUUGCAAUUGCCACGCAUAUGAUCUGAAAAUGCGAAAUGGGCUGAAUACACAAACUGAGUAUUCCUGUUAAACCAAACACACAAAUCAUCAUUAUCAUCAAUCGUCUUGAUUUCUUCCAGUUCCAACUGCAAUACUUGAUUUUUACAGCUAAAGCCCAAAGUUCCCUAGUUUGGCCUUUUCAGGAUUAAUUAAAGAAAAUCAAAAUUCUCAGAUCUUUAAACAGUCCCUUAUGAAAUUGGGCUGGCCAGCUCCAUUUUUAAAAAGAACUGCCGCUUAAUUAUAUUUGUUUAAAAAAUCCUUUCUGCCACUCACAUAUUAGACAGCAACCCUCAUACUCAAUCAUUUAAUUUCAGCAAGUACUCAUACAUACAUAGUAAGGAUGUAUGUUUAGAACUACCUCUUGUAUUUUGGACAAUACUUGUCAAAACUUGAUUGUUUUAUACCUAAACAUUAAAGACAGCAAUUCUCAUAUACAAUAAGUUCAUUUCAUCUAUCUAGAUAUCUAGAAAUACACAUCCACAAAAUAUAAGAAUCCAUAUUUAGAAUUACCUUUUGUUCUUUGGACAAUGCCUUUUGAUAACUUACUUUUAAUAAACUUGAACAUUAAGGCAAGUAGUAUUACUGUUGCCUACAGAUUUCUCAUUUGACUGAAAUAUGCUGCUUCUACCCUUUUUUUGUUGAACUACAUCUGAUUUUUAUCAUCAGCAUCCACCAAAGGGAAAUUUUUUUUUUAAUGUUAUUCUCAACUUUGAUGGUUUAAUCCCUUACUUUCAGAAAUCACUGUGAUUUAAAACAUUAUACUGUUUUUAUAGACACUCUUUUCUUUAAAUGUAUUUUUAUUAAAGAUUUUUUAUUUUAUUUACAAAAGUAUGUGCAAUGUCUCUCUCUCGUAUUUUUUCCAUGUAACAUUUUUACAAAUCAGUUUCAUUUGUUGAGACAUUAGGAAGAAAAGGGGGAAAGGGGUGGAGGGGGAAAAAGAUGGGUGGGGUCGGGUGGCGAUGUUUCUAUUUUACUUAAUAUAUGUAGGGUUUGGUGUCAGCGUUGCUUGUGCAGGUUCUCUGCUGUUCACUUGUGUUCCUUUGGUGGUGAGAGAGGUUGGGGUUGGCUUAGGGUGUGGUUGUUCAUUUGUGGUUGGCUGUGGUGGUUUAAUAGACACUCUUAUGGGUUGUUACAGUUCCAUGGAUAAUAUGGAAAAUGCUUCCACCAUGAGCAUGAUCAACACCAUUCUCUCACCCACAGAAUCUCUAUGCUGAUUUUUAUCAGUACAGAAUUUGGCCUGGAGUUGCAAAUCUCAUUCCUAUAGAUUUUUAUAUACUUCUGUCUUUGCUUCCCCCCCAACCCCACCAUCAGCCUGGCACUGCAAAACACCAUGAAGUAGAUUUCACUGAUUUUAAUAGAACUUGCCUCCAUAGAUGCGGGCUUAGGAUCACAACCUUGCAACACAGUUAAUGGGACUUACCGUACUUUAAUUGUUUAGGACUGGAGUGCCCUCCUUGCAGAUCCAGCAACAAGAGGAGAUCCCCUAAUGUACAAAAUAGCUAAAGCCUUUGAUGCCCGUAGACAAGAUUUAUCCAGUUCAUGGUCCCCAACAUGUUUUGAACUCUGAGUUCAUCAGAAGAAAAACUUAUCAUGAAAAUAAAUUGUAUAAUUGCUAGAAAGUUUAGCAACUUUGUGCUGCAGUUCUUGACUGAAUAAGUCUUUUGUAUAUCCAUAUACAUCUUUUGCUCUUUUGGCCACUCUUAUUGGGCCAUAAUUUCUUAAUGCAUUAAAAAAAAAGGAAAAGGAAAAGGAAAUGCCAGGUUGUUAUAGAGCCAAUUUAAUAGUUAAUAUUUAGAUUUCCAUUUACAAACCACGACUGACACAUUUACUGAUUUUGGAAAUUGUGUUAUUAGUCAAUCAGGGAGCUGUGAAUGGCACUCUCCAAUGACUGCCAUUCAAGUGCCAGUCUCAGCCUUUUGCUUCCUUAUUGCGGUGACCGUCUGUUGCACCUUCCUUCCCGCUGCUCAGGCUCAAAAAUUAGAUUGGACACAAUGGUUUUUCUAAAGGUAGCCAUUGCACUGAACUAACUCUGGCCCUUCUCGAAAAUUUGACUCUUUGUGGACUCCCUGCAUAUCUUGCUAAUAUUAUUCAUGCUCAUUUUAGACCCAUUUAGCCAUGUCACAAGUUGUUUGAUGUGCUUUGAAACUGAUGGCCAAGAAGAGCUUCUGCUGGCAGAGAUCGCUUGGGCUCCAACGACCUGAAUGGAGUUCUGCUAUUUUACACUAGAGCUGGCCAAGUAAGCCCAGUCGAGUCCUUGCUAUAGUUCAGCUUUGUCAUCUCACCAGCCUAGUGUUCCUGGCGCUUUUCAUCUGAAAGGGCUUUGCUUUGCCCUGCACUCCCCCCACCUCCCCGUCACUGGCCUGCUUUUAUGCCACUACAGUUUGCCGGAACAUUUGUUCAUACUCAAUAGCCAAACAUCAGGAAUGCUGAGAUUCUUUCCUUCUUGUCAGGACAAUUGUUUAGACUGUUUGCCACUUAACGCUCUGAUGAUCUCUCUCUCUCUCCCUCUCCUCUCUGUGCUGCCUAUAAUUCCUCCUUUCCCCUCUUAGCCCUUCAACUCUUCCUCAUUGGCUGAGUCACCCACCAACUCCCUCUUUUGACUUACUCUUUGGUGAGACCAUCCUCUGCAUUUCCAGCAGUUUUCUUGUCGUUUGGUGUGUGUGUGUGUGUUUCCCCCCUUGUCGUUUUUCUGCUUGGUGGUGUCUGGAGCAUUGCCGUCGAGAGCUGGUGUUGUACUAUGGGUUACUUCAUUAUUGACUUCCAGUCCUCCUGGACUUCUAUUUUAUUUCAUCUCAGCAUUGGCACCAUAUGGCAGCUAUGGCAACUGAAUAUAUCACUGUAUUCACUUUCUGGUUCUGGUCUGAAUUGCUGAAGGGCUCCACUCCCUGGCCUGGAAAAAAAUGUAGCUGUAGCUUAUGUAAGAGGAGCCAAGCCAGAACUAUGGAGAGACUAAAUUCACACUUGCAUUUUAUUUAUCAAACACAUAAUAUGGAAACCCAAGAAACAAAUCUAUUUGCCAAGAAUUCUGAGAGCACAUACCAAGAAAUGGAGGCCUGGUAAUGAAAUAAAAAAGGAAGCCCACUAUGCCUGCAUGCCUAUCUGUUGAUCUAUCUAUCUAUCUAUCUAUCUAUCUAUCAUCUAUCUAUUUAUCUAUCUAUCUAUCUAUCUAUCUAUAUCUAUCAAUCAUAAUCUAUCAUACUUUAUUGACUUUGAACUCAACAUUUGUUGUUGGAAAAGCUGUGUUCUAUAAAUCUCAUGGUCUACCUAAGCCAACUCACAUUCUUAUAAUAAAUAGAAUCCCUUAUUCUACAUCUCUACUAUCAUAACAGAUAAGGCAUUUUGCUAACAUAGGGGAGCUGUGAAGUGCCAAUGUGGAUGUGAGGUGGAUUAAUUUCAGAGUGUUUGUCCUCACUUAUACAGAGACAGAGAUGCCCAAGUUGUUUCUACCAUAUGGAAGAUCACCCACACCACCCCUUGUAUUUGAUCACAGGUCAUAGUAUCACACUUAACAGAAAUUAAAAUGUUGUACACACCAGAUACCAGACUCAUGGUGAUCAGGUUUUCGAACUGUUACAAGUUCUGAUGGCCUGUGGAGUAUGUGCCUUGUGGCAAAAUGGUGCAUUUGGAACCAGUUUUCUUUCAAGCCUUGCAGUCAUGCAGAAAGAUUUCAUCAGCUAUUUUCAAAUAAAUCUCUUAGGCUGCAGUCAUAUUGCAGACUUAUUGAAGAGUAAGUCCCUACUGCUUAUAUGGGAAUAGACAUUGGUUUUUUACAUGAGGGAAUAUGAAGCCUCAUCACUCUCAGGGGAUCAUGCUAUUCAUCAGCUGGAUGCCCUAUCUUUUGAAAUUUUAAAGAUUUUUUUUAAAAGAAGAAAAGAGCAUGAAACCCUUGGACUGCUUCAUAAAUACUUUUUAUGAUUUAAGAAAUGUGUGUUUCUAUGUUUUUAAAUGAUUUUCCAUUUAAAAAAAUCCACCCAGAAAUGGGAAAAGACAUUUGUAUUCCCAUCCCCACAAAGAACUGGAAUGGACUGGAUUUUGAUGGGUCCAUCCAUACCUAGUCUGGGUCCUUACUCACCCUUUCCCCAACUCUACAAUAUCAUUUUUGACGUAUGGCACCCAGAAUGGCCCACUAUAUUCCAAGUGCAGUUGCACCAUGUACAGUAUUUGUGUCAUGAUAUGAUAUUGGCAGUUUUAUUUUCAUUCCCCUUCCCAGUGAUCCCCAACAUGGGGUUCAGUAUUCCUCCCCCCACAACUGCACUCCUGCCCCAGAGUCAACAUUUUCACUGAGCUAUAUACUGUGACCCCAAGAUCUAUUUCCUGGUCAGUCCACGCAAAGCGAAUAAUUCUUAUUUUUGCACCAAUGCUUAUGUUGACUUACAUUUGUUGUUUUAAUGCCCAUUCACUUAGUUUUGAGAGAUACCUUUAGAAUUCGUCAGCAUUCCUUUUUGUUUUUAACCACCCUGAACAAUUUGGUGUCAUCAACCACCCUCAGCUCCUCAGAGGAAGGACAAAAUGCAAAUAAUGUUCAUUUCAACAAGUGCAGCCUGCCAAGACCUUACUAUCUUCACAGCUGUAGACACUGCGGCUGAAAGAUGUGCUCUCUAAUUUCACUGUCUAUGGAGCUACACUAUCCAUGGAACUCCACUGACUGUGGACUUCUUCAGCCUCAGUGAAGGACUGGGCCAAUGAUCGUCUACAACAAAAUUUGUCUAGAGACGCAGAUAGCCUAUAUCUAUGUAGCUCCAUUUAUUGCAAAUAAAUGGGGAAAUGGACAUUGAAGUUGCAUAUUGCUCACUUCAAACUAAUACCCUGUUUGUCAUUAUGGCAAUAAAGUUUCAUUUAGGACAAAAAGCAAAUCGAAGCUUGGAAGCUGUGAAAUGCACAAGGCCUGGGAAGCUGCUUAUUUAAUUUUCAUCCAAGUGUGAUGGCACCACCAGGCAAUUCUGGCUGUAGCAAACUUUAGGUCCAAUUUCCCCCUAAGGCAGAACAUAUCAGUGAAUACAGAGCUGAAGGCUGAAGUCCAACUGAAUGCAGAGUUCUUGUGGCUUAUUCUCCGUCUCAGAGUUCACUGGCAGAUGUUGCAAGAAGUCUAAACAGCCUAUCGCAUGAACGCUGCCCUCAAAUGCUCUCUGUCCUGCAGGGACAGGUGUAUAUCUUGACAUCUAAUAUGGGCCACUGCAACUUCAAGGCAUUCCAUGAAGGGCAAGCAUGGAUCUAUAGAGUAUUCAAUUAUAGGAAAAAGACUUUCUCCAGGCUGCAAGCCCAAAUGAAUCUUGCGGUUUAGUUUGUAUGAGGAGCUGCUAGGGGCAGAACUGGAAAACCGCACCUCUGUGGGUAGCUGCUCAGAGCUACUGUUUAGAGCAGGAGGCUCAUCAAUAUGGUGCCCUCUGGAUGUUGUUGGACUACAACUGUCACCAGUGGCCUCCAGCCAUGGCUAAUGGUUAGGGAUGUUGGAGUUUAGCAACAUUUGAAGGGCUACAGACAGACGCGUACCUAGAGUCCCUUACACCCUUGGCAAGAAGCUGUAUCGGUGCCCUCCCGAAAAACAUCACUUUACCAAAGUGAGAGAAGGACAGCAAGCUUCUCCCACAUUUGAUCUUACCCAUAGCAUCAACAGCACAUCACCACACACAUACACAUUCCAUAGUCUGAAAAGUGAUUUUUUUGGGGGGGGAGCCUCCUCCCCCAGUGGAGGUCGAUUUUGCCAACCCCUAGCUACACCUCUGGCGACAGGUUUCCCCUUCCUAGAUUAUAUAAGCAUGUUCGAGUUGAUGUGGCCACCUAUUGGCAGCCAUGUGAACCGCAACAUGAUAACAUACAAUUUUAAUGUAUAUAGGAAGAUAGAUGUUUCACCUACCUUUCUGGUUAUAUCACAAUUUAUAAUAUCUGGUGAAGCUGUUGCUUAGCCAUUUCAUUUCAGAGCCAUGCAAUUUACAGUUUUCUACAACUCCUUAGUCAUUACCUGUUGAUAUAACAGGUCAUAUAAUUUCAAGAUGGGCGUCAAAGAUUUUUGUUUUGUUUUGAUGCUUUUUUAUUGUUACAGUGAGGGGUUUGUUUGUUUGUUUUGAUCCAGCUUCCCCCCCCAUCUUAUUCGACAGCCAAGCCAAGAUACUCAAAAACAUACUGUUAGUUCUAUUCAUAGCCAUCCUGCCACCAGAGAUUGGCCUCUGUUGAGAUCCUAGCCAUGCUCAGUGCUAAGGUUUAUUUGCAUUUGUGCUUUUUUCAGUCAAAAGGACAUGGGAAGAAAGACAAGUCUGACCUGUAGCAGAUAUGUACCUCUUCUGACACAGUUCUAUGCAGAAACUGAGAAUUUUCCUGCCCCCAUACACACAUACAUUCACACCUUAUAAACACUCCAGGGAAGCAGGAGAAAGGUAAAAAAAUGAACAAACCUCAUUGUGCCUGGCAGGAUGUUAUAGACAUUCAGAUUGCCAGAUUACAACCAUUUCACAAUAGCUAUAAAAUAUCACUGUUAGAAUGAUUCCAAAAUCCAUACUAUGGCAUUAUCUUUAUUAGAUCAAUCAAGAUAUCACAAAAUAAUGAGCAAGCUUUCCACAGUCUUCAGAACCGUCCAGCAGACUGGGUGUCAAACAAAAUAGAGAGUUAGAAGAGAGAGACAAAACAUAAAGUCUGCCAUGAGGUCAGUUGUAAAAUGGAGUGUGUAAAAAAGGCAGCAGACAUAAUAGAUUAUGCCAGCAGUAGUCAAGGUGGUGCCUUCCAGAUGUUGAUGGACUAUAAAUCCCAUCAUCCCUGACCAUUGGCCAUGCUGGCUAUGGCUGAUGGGAGUUGCAGUAGAACCACAUCCAAGUUGUAGUAGGACCACAUCCAGAGGUUACACCAUUGACCAGCUCUAGAUUAGGUUAUACCUUGAGAUACUGGGAUAAAGAAACACGCAAUGGCUGAUUCUCCAGGUCUCUAGAUCUUUCUCCAGCCUUAACUGAAACAGGUUCCUUGCAGUAAAGGUGCUUUGUAUAGCUUGUUUUCUUUGAAUUAUUACAUUACAAGCGGGACCUUACUCUGCAUCUAGAACAUACACAAAACAUUAGCCACGAGCUACAUCAGUCUACAUCUGUCCUGUAGUUAUUUGAGACAUGCUACAUGUUGAUGCAUAAACCCACCAACCGGCUUCAAGGUGAUUUGAAAGCUAAGGCAUAUUAAGACAUCCAUGCUCACUCUUUGCAUGCUAAAUUGUACCACAGGAAUGGCUGGAAUUCCUCUUUGCAGUCGUGCACAGCUUUACUUGGGAGUAAACUCAACUGAACACAGUGAGAUGUAUUUUCAAGGGUUUAUGUGUAGGAUCAGGGCAUACGAGUUGCAGGACCAAAAUACUAAUGAUAUCGUAUGUAUACCAUAGGGGCUUCUCUGUUCAUUCAUUUAUUUCCAUGAAUGGCACAAGAGCGACAGGCCGCUCUGUAGCCAUGAUCUGGCUGCUCUGUUCGGAAAUGUGCUAGCAAAAGAACUCCCAUUUAAAUCAUGUUGGUAGAAAAGCAUCCGAACGAGGUUUGCUCUGCAUCGCACCUCUCAACCCCUGAACUCUAAAAAUGAAGGGCAAAUCUUCUGAAUGACGGACAAUCGCGGACAAAACACCAUGAAAUGAGGGACACAAUGAGAGACAUCAAAGUUUCUCCAAACAAUGAAAGAAAGCAAAACUUUGUGAUGAGCUAGAUGGCGAUCCUUAGAGUAGGAGAGAGUUCCACUAAUGGUUUAUGGAGCAAGGAAUGUCUGCUUUAUGGGAGAACAUAGAUAUGAGGGCUGAAGCCUUUCAUAGAUUUGUUAGAUUAAUUGGCUACAAUUUUAAUUGGUAAAUUGCAGAGGCUGAAGGGCAUACAGUGGUCCCUCGGGUUACAUACACUUCAGGUUACAUACGCUUCAAGUUACAGACUCCGCUAACCCAGAAAUAUUGCUUCAGGUUAAGAACUUUACUUCAGGAUGAGAACAGAAAUUGUGCUCCAGCGGCGCGGCAGCAGCAGGAGGCCCCAUCAGCUAAAGUGGUGCUUCAGGUUAAGAACAGUUUCAGGUUAAGUACAGACCUCCAGAAUGAAUUAAGUACUUAACCCAAGGUACCACUGUAUUUGUUUUUGAAGUUUUUUGAGCCUGGGUAUUACUAUCAUGAGGCAUUAGAAGUGAAUCUGGCUUCGGCUGGGGAGGGCGGGAUAUAAAUAAAAUUUAUUAUUAUUAUUAUUAUUAUUAUUAUUAUUAUUAUUAUUAAUCCUAAGCUCACUAUACCCCAUUGAAUUCUGUGGGGUCUACUUCUGAGUACGUACUUAAGAGUGUGCAUGCCAUGCACAGGAGCUAUCUCAUAUGUUCACACCACUCUAAAGUACCAAGUGAAUUUGCCUUAUGUUUUCUAGCCAGGCUGAAGCUGGUUUGAGAAAAAACUGCAUCAAACGGCAGAAGUUGUAAAGGAACUACAGGAUUGUUAUGGUUUGCAACGGACGUCAUGUGAAUGUGGCUGCGAAAAUUACCAGUGGGAAUGCACUAGAUGUGGAGCAAUGUGAACAUACUCUAGGUCAUCUACUGACCAGACAAAAGGCCUGCCAGAAUGUAUUUUUUAAAAAAAUAUUCAGCAAGCAGUGAAAUGCCAUUAGGAAGGAGGGGGUGCUGAUGGAUCUCUUUGUUCAAUCAAUCAAUGAACUGAUUCACGAGUUGAUAACUGGACAGUAAACAAACUGAAUUAAUUAACCAGUUAAUCAGUUAAAAAAACGAGACAGUUAAUCAGCGGGGGUGGGGGGCUUAAAUCUGUUGGCAUCGCAAACAGCAACCCACCUAUAGGACAGGAAAGAAAUAUUAAAUGAAAACACACACACACACCAGAGUAUUUGCAUAUUUCUCUCCAGGGAAGUCACUAUUUGUACCACUAUGGAGAGACAGAGGAAUUGGUGGAGGCAGGUUAAAUCCAGGAGCAUAAGAGAAGGCAGAUUUUUGCCCAUGCAAGGCUCCAAGGCCUUUUCUUCUGGCGCAUUUAUAACCUAUGAAUUUGACAGUAAGGUAGUGAAAUGUGUAGCUUACCGUAUUUAAGCUUUAAUAUUAAACACAGCUAGCUUCAGGCACAUAGGACUUGGGGGCUAACACAGGGCUUCCUGCUGGUCCCCUUCCAUGCAUCAAUUUAAACGUAAAAAGAAAAAAAAUCUCUCAAGCUCAGUUCCUUUUGUUACGCGAUGCUUUGUCUGAGGCUAACAGGAUAACUGUGAUGUUGUUCCUCAGGGAUCCUUAUUGACUGAGCCAAACGCAGGGCAGCACUGCUCAAGGGCAUUGCAACAUUCAGGUUGGAAACCACAUCCCACAUACCAAGGACAAAUCUGCAGACACACACACACACACACACCCCAGACCCUCCCCCAAAUGUCAACCAAGCCUUGUCUUGCCAUUGUCUGUGUUUUUCUUCUUUCUAGGUCGCAGUCCCGUGCACAGUUUGGCGGCUUGA
Podarcis lilfordi (Lilford's wall lizard) is the source of this 17951-nucleotide messenger RNA. NCBI's taxonomy places the organism in Eukaryota, Metazoa, Chordata, Lepidosauria, Squamata, Lacertidae. The record is from the annotation of a GenBank genome assembly.